Populus trichocarpa (black cottonwood) is the source of this 1109-nucleotide messenger RNA. RefSeq names its product myb-related protein 305. The transcript is spliced from 3 exons. Gene Ontology annotation, biological process: regulation of DNA-templated transcription. Lineage: Eukaryota; Viridiplantae; Streptophyta; Magnoliopsida; Malpighiales; Salicaceae. Gene Ontology annotation, molecular function: DNA-binding transcription factor activity; sequence-specific DNA binding. The record is from RefSeq and is a predicted model, not a curated record. Gene Ontology annotation, cellular component: nucleus. Bases 76 to 861 code for a protein of 261 amino acids.
CCAGAUGCACAGAAUUUGGAAGACAGACUUUGCCAACACAUUAACAAACCUAAGCCUUUUUUCACACCUUUGCACAUGUCUUUGGGAGUGAUGGCAGGGCAGUUGCGCUGGGGUGGUCUCAUUGAAGAGGGCUGGAGGAAAGGACCCUGGACUGCUGAAGAAGACAGGUUGCUUGUUGAAUAUGUUAGGCUGCAUGGUGAAGGACGAUGGAACUCUGUAGCUAGGCUUGCAGGGUUGAAAAGGAAUGGAAAGAGCUGCAGAUUGAGGUGGGUGAAUUACUUGAGGCCAGACCUAAAGAGGGGGCAGAUAACCCCACAUGAAGAGAGAAUUAUUGUGGAGCUGCAUGCUAGGUGGGGGAACAGGUGGUCCACAAUUGCUAGAAGCUUGCCAGGGAGAACUGAUAAUGAGAUCAAGAACUACUGGAGGACCCAUUUCAAGAAGAAGGCCAAACUCUCUCCAGAUAACUCAGACAAGGCAAGGACUCAUCUCUUAAAGAGGCAACAAUUUCAACAGCAGCAGCAGCAGCUACAGCAACAACAGCAACAAAUCCAGCAUCAACAACUACUGCAGCUAAAUCAAUUGGACAUGAAAAUGAUCAUGUCCUUGCUCGAUGAAAACGAAAACAAAGCGCCACAUACCCCUCAAAUGAGCCAGGAAAUGGCACCUCAUGCCGUAUACCCCAACACAACCGAGGAGCAUGGCUUGCUAUAUAACAUGUUCAAUGCAUCAGUGCCUGAGGCCUCGAACGAGGACAUACUCUGGGAUGGCUUGUGGAACCUGGAUGAUGUCCAUGGCAAUUUUGGUGUGGCAUGUGCAACAAGCAGAGCUAGCAUGCACAAUUUGGUGUCACCUUUUUGCUAACUGAUCAUCUAGCGCUGUUACAUUUUCUUGGGGUUUCAACUGUUCCUGUUUAGCUUGCCAUCAAAUGAAGUCUCUCAAUCUGGAGCUUUGGAUUGAUGCUUGAGUUAUGAAAUUUUGGUUGUGAAUUGUGAUUGGAACUCUCUAGAUCUUAAUCAUGUACUCCAUCAAUAAGCUUUUCCAAUUUUGCAUAUGAAUUGAGGAGUGGACGCGUCUGGCCUCUGACCUCCACUUCAAGAGCUUAAUUUGCA